GCGGCUCAUCCCGCUUUUAUUUUGAAAACCGACACGAAAAAUGAAGCCGUCACGUGACCCAUGCAAUGCGAAGCCUUGUUUAGACACAGGGAGGAGGUUGCAAAUGUGUCUCGUUUCCUUGAUUACGCUCUGUGUAUUUAGUUUCACUUGUGUCUCUGUCAGUUCCUCAUCUCAUUUGGUGUGAAGCUGUCGUAUGUUGUCUCAGUCCAUUCGUAAACUCAGUUGCUGCCUGUGUUGAGCCUGGCUUCUGCUCAGCGGUGCUGCCUGUAUUUUGGAUUAUGUCUUCAUUAAAUACGUCAUCAUUCAUCUUUACCUGGGAUCCAAGCGUCUGCAUCACCAAACCCUCACAUCACGCCGUGACACAACGUGACAGACUGUGGACUAACAAGUAUUGCAAGAUUUCCAGUAGGGCAGUUAGAACUUGUAGAACUUGUAAUUCAGGUGUUUUUCAACCCCUUCUUCUUCUUUGAUCCAGCACACCUGUAUCAAAUGAUUGCACCAGGUUCUGCUGAAGGGUGUUAUUCAUUUAUUUUAGUCAGAUGUGUGACAACAGGAAAAAACAUAAAUCGUGGGAUUGUGGGUCCUGAGGAAAGCCUGGCAGAAGACAUUUGCUGCCGGAACAAAUAGAAGGGUCUGCCUGAGGCCAGGAACCCAUUUCACCAUGUCAAACUCCACCAGAAUUAAGAUCCUUGUCCUCCUCUUCAUCACCAUAUCCAUAAUCACGCUCUUUGUUAGCAAUAGAUCAAUUGGCUUCAAACCCAAACUUGUUGUUUCACAAGUUUGUGAGGGAUCAGUCUCCAAACAGAGUAUAACUCCCCUGAAAAACACCAAGCACUUUUUAGUCUCAGCCUACAUGGAUCAGAGAGUACAGGGCUUUGACCUUCGCCUCAUCGGGAUGUUUCGGAGAGACUCCAUCCAGGAACUCCACUGCUUUUUCUGCUGUGCCGGCUACACAAGUGAAAUCACUCCAGCGAAAAUUUUACAACACUCGGACAACUUCGGGUUUCCAUUCGUCACCACAGAUGUCUUGUGCCAGAUUCCUAAAACCUGCAAAGCUGCACAUGUCACUCUUCUGACCCAAACGAGGCCUGAGAAUGGAACCGAAUACGUCUGGCUUCCCAUAGGGAACAAGAAGACAGAUGGAGGAGAGGAGAAAAGGAUGGAUUUCACUGUGUGCAUCUCCACUUUGUUUGGGGGCUACAACAACGUGCUGCAGUUUGCACAGACACUAGAGAUGUACAAGUUGCUCGGCGUGAACAGAGUGGUGAUCUACAACACCAGCUGUGGCCCGGACCUUGACCGUCUUCUGCAGGGUUACAGCCAGGAGGGCUUUGUGGAAAUAGUUUCCUGGCCGAUCGACAAAUACAUGAAUCCAUCGCGAGGCUGGCUCUUUUCGGCAAGUGGUGGUGAUAUUCACUACUUUGGCCAGCUCACCACACUCAACGAGUGCAUCUACAGAUCCAUGGAGCGUUCCCGCUAUGUCCUGCUAAACGAUAUAGAUGAGAUCAUCAUGCCGUAUCAACAUGACAACCUGACGUCUCUGAUGGACGAGCUGCAGAAGCAGCAUCCAGAAGUGGGAGUGUUCCUCAUUGAGAACCACUUCUUUCCCAAGCAUCACUUUGAACCAAGUGGGAGGUUUCACCUUCCUAGGUGGAGCAAGGUGCCUGGAAUUAACAUUCUGGAACAUAUUUACAGAGAAGACCCUGACCGAAACAUUUACCUUCCUCACAAGUUGAUUGUUCAGCCAAGGAUGGUGGAGCAGACAUCGGUGCAUGAAGUGCUUCGAUAUUUUGGGGAGAAGUACAAAGUCCCGCUGGAGGUUUGUCGGAUCAUUCAAGUCUGUGCUGCCGUACGGAAAUCACUAAAACUAGAGGAGCUCAAUGUGGACUACCGGCUGUGGGAUUUUCAGGAAAAAUUGAUUCCCAACGUGGACAAAGUGUUGAAAAAUCUGGGGUUCAUACAAUAGAAACUCAAGGAUGGAGUCGGAAAGAAAGACCAGCCAACAAGGAUCCUGUUUUGCAGCUUAAAGCCGACAGUAAAUGUAUGCCCUCAGAGGGAGCUUGUUUAGUGCUUUUUUUAUACUCAGCCCACAAUUUAUAGCCAGCAAACACACGAGUCAGUUUUGCAAAGGAAUAAUGUGUAUAUGAAAGGUUUUGCACAGGUAGUUAAACAAUUCAUGUACAUGUAACACAGGAGUAAACUCGUGCUCUUUAUUUCAGCAGGUAAGUCCUAUUUGUAGAAGGGAUUCAUAACAGCUAAAGCUGAUCCUUUCCUUGAUGUAUAUAUUUUUUCAUAAAUGGUUCAGGGAUUUUUAAGUUAUUUUAUCAACUGGAAUUAGUUUGCAUGUAAAGGUAUCUUAUCAAUGCUAGAUGCACAAGUAACAGCAUUUAAUUACUAGAAACUUGAAAAUCUUGUCAAUGAACACAGGGUUCUUUAUACCUUUCCUGCCUCAGGGAACCAUUUCAUGGCAACUCUACCAAACCUUUUAACCGUCCCAUUAUGAUUGUUUCUGAGGUACAGCAAUAAUGUUGGUGGGUCAAUUUGACCCAGGGAGUGUUUAAUCAUGCAGUAGAGCCAGAAACCAAACAAAUCCUCCAAAACAUUUUUAUAUCUGAUUAUUUACUCCAAUACUAACAAUUUCAGUCACUAUUUGUUCAAUGAUUUUUUUAUUUUAUUUCUCACAAAUAAAGGAUUGAUGACGACAACUUACUGAUUUGGACAUAAAAAGUGGAAUUUACUUUUUUUUUUUUUUU
Molecule: messenger RNA, 2753 nt
Organism: Gambusia affinis (western mosquitofish)
Lineage: Eukaryota; Metazoa; Chordata; Actinopteri; Cyprinodontiformes; Poeciliidae
Exons: 5
Coding region: 662-1966 (434 amino acids)
Source: RefSeq, a predicted model, not a curated record